This is a messenger RNA of Clonostachys byssicola, 1326 nucleotides long. The record is from the annotation of a GenBank genome assembly. NCBI's taxonomy places the organism in Eukaryota, Fungi, Ascomycota, Sordariomycetes, Hypocreales, Bionectriaceae.
AUGCGGUGUAUCAAGGCGAACCGCCCUUGCGGUGGAUAUGAGCACGGAGACAAGAUGAUAUAUCGACAGUAUGAGGUGCAGGGCCCAACUCCACAACCCACAAUCAUGUCCUGGGCCCGGCAGUGCUCAUUACCCAAACGGGUUCCCCUGCCUGGCACUAACAUACUCCCGGAUGAUUCAAUCCCCUUGGAGACAUCCCAAGCUGAAAGCGAGAUGCUUGGAUUCCGGUGUUUCCUCUUCGACUACGGCAUGGUGUCGACUAAUCAGAACCUCUCUCGCAGCUACCUCCCUGAUCUGGACGCCUUAUUUCGGCAGGUUGGAUUUAAUUCUGACCUUGUCAAGGCCUGUCGAGCUGUUUCAUUUGCUAGUCGUGGGAAGGGGUUGAAUAGACCAGCCUUUAUUUCCCAAGGCGAGAGAGCGCACCAAGAAAUUCUCACGUCUUUAGCCAAGAUAAUUGCAUACUCCAACGCUAAUAAUGCAGCCGAGCUCAAACGAGUCGUCAUGUUACUUGGGCUGUAUCAGAUGAUAAUGGCAGACGAUACGAAUUAUUCAUCAAUAGACGCCCACGCCGACGGAUUUCUGGCCUUGGUAAGCCUCGGAAAGUCGGCCGGUUCAUUAACGUUUAAUCCGGAUAACAAGUUUCUUGGUGUUUUCUCGCCCCCAGCCUUGAAUACUGGGGGUUCAUUUGAUAGCUUAUUAGUCGAUUUCCACAUCCUAUCCGAGAGGGUCAAUACAUGCCAGUCUCUUGACCAACUGAGAUUGCUCAUAGAGGAAGCAAUAGAGUUAGAAGACCGCUUCAAGGAUUGGGAGUCUUCGCGGAGCUCUGAGUUCCGACCCUCCACGGCUGGCCAUAUCACCCCUGCUGCAAAUUCUGGUGAGCCUGCAGUAGGGAGGUGGCCGGGAAAGGUGGAUUCCUAUUUCGAUCUCUACGUGUCUGGAGUUUGGAACACCUUUCGAGGGGCGAGACUGUUACUCAUUUCUAUGAUAAUAGACCUCUCAUCCAAUUUGGGAGACGGGAAUCAGUGCAUACAGCAAUUCAUCAACCGGGGAACCCAGAUAGCUGAAGACAUGGCUGGAUCUGUCCUAUUCCAUCUUGCGGACAACCCCCAGACAAGUUUGAUGGAAAAAGAUACCGCUUCAGAUAUAAAACAUCCCGGGCGGUUUCUUGGCGGGUUUCUACUCAUGUAUCCUAUGUACACGGCGUGCCAGACGAGCUAUCUUCCCCAGGCAAUCCGUAACUACUUCCGCAGAUGCCUACGGUGGAUUGGAUCUGAGAUGGGCAUAGGGAUGGCGACAGUGCUUGCAACAGUGGGUUCUUACGGCUAG